AUGCUGGCCAAGAUCAGCACCACACUCCUUUAUUCCCUCAUGGGCCUACUCGCCCUCGCGCACGCACUCCCAAGCGGGCCCAUGGAAACCCCUCCCCCGUCGCUGGAGCAGCGCCUCGCCUACUACUCCGAGAGGCCCCCCCGCCAGGAGGUGAAGCAGGCUCAGGCUCAGGCUCAGGCACCGGCCAGCCCCAGCUCCAGCUCCAGCUCCAGCUCCAGCCCCAGCCCCAGCCCCAGCCCCAUCGUCACGGCGGGGACCCCGAGCCGGCUGACCAUCACGGUCGUCAACAAGAUGCCCGCGGCCGUGAGCACCUCGUACGUGCACAACGACGGGGUCCCGGGCCUCGUCGCCGGUGGGACGGGCACGGGCACGCUGAUGCCGGGCGCGAGCGCCACGCUCGUCGCGCCCGAGGACUGGGCUGGCAACGUCGCCGUGAACCUUGCGGAGGACCCCGAGACGGGCGAGAGGUGGGAGAUGAACGGGGAUGUCUCGCUGCUCGAGGGGUCGCUGAUGGAGUGGGGUGGGCUCGGGUACCGUGUUGAUAUUGACGUGUCUUAUGUCAACGGCUUCUCCGUCCCGAUAACCUGCUCCUGCAACAAGGACAAGGCCGUCCUCUCGGGCUGCUCGCUCGACCUGUGGGAGCUGGGGACGCCGUGCUCCGGGAGCUCGGGGGCGGCCAACGGCCAGGGCGCGUGCGCGAACCCGCUGCGGCCGGACGACUCGGACGGCCUCGCCGCGACGGGGUUCUUUGCGCCCUGCGAGGGGGCCGCGUUCACGUGGCCGCGGGACGACGCCAACAGCGAGGGCAUGUGCGGCGGCGGCGACGGGGUCACGUGCUGUAUCGGGACCGCGGGGGACGGGUGUCCUGUGAAUCCUAAGCAGCAGGGCGGUGGUGGUGGGUCUUGA
Diaporthe batatas is the source of this 906-nucleotide messenger RNA. RefSeq lists its product as uncharacterized. The record is from RefSeq and is a predicted model, not a curated record. The coding region runs from base 1 to 906 and encodes 301 amino acids. Lineage: Eukaryota; Fungi; Ascomycota; Sordariomycetes; Diaporthales; Diaporthaceae. The transcript has 2 exons.